GGUAAAAACACACUCUUUGUCGCGUUUUUGAUGAAUGAAAAAGCUUUUACAAGAGGUUCAUCUGGGCUUCAUUGCGGUGUGGAAACGUUUACAAUGCCGUGCAGAUUAUUUAUACAUCAAAAGGCGAUUACCUCUGCUUCAAGUGUAGAGAAGUACAUCAGAACUCAAACUGACUCAGCUCAAGAGAAUGUCCAGUUUAUCUCCCCAGCUUGUCCAAACUCUGUGAUACCUGAUGUUGGGAAAUACCCAACUGUGGGAGAGUUUGUGACGCGACUGUGUCGAAGCCAUGGCCUGUUGGUCAGCCCUCGGGUUACUGUGUUGUCUAUGGAGGAGAGUCUUCAGGCUUUACAACUGUGUCUGGCCAGCAUGAACAAGGAGAAAGGGGACUCAUUUGAUGCAGAAAAAAGCAAGGUUCAUGACUACUACCAGAAACUAUCUGCGGCGAAGCUGAACCCAGAUGAAGUGUUGUCCUCCCAGACUGGUGUAGAAUUGCUGACUCAGUACAAUUCCUUCCUGGCUGCUUGUGGACAUGUGGACAUCAUGGAUGUCGUGACAGCCUUUAAUAAUGAGUUAACCAAAGACCCCACAGAUUCGGAGCUCCAGAGAGAUCUGUCGACCACAACACUUGUAUUUCUAGGUGUGCCAAGAAGUCAAACUGAGAAACUGCUGAUGAGACAGUUGUGCAGAGGUGGUGACGUCACAGAGCUGUACGAUGAUGGUACAUCUGAAGACACUGAAACCAUCAGUCAACGUAACAGAUCGCUGGAGGAGUUACUCCCCCUUGUUGUGGAAACACCAGUUAAGGGAUCAAGACCUACUUCAGCUUCCAUACAACAGGUGUUCACUCACAGAGUGCUGCUGGCGUAUCUCCACGUUCUGGUGAACUCCCGCAGCGAGCUCGCACUGGCCCGCAUCUUCAAUGUACCAGAUCGGGAGCUGGACCACCAUGCCUUCACUGCUCUAAAACACGAGGCCAAGAGGAAGAAGAUGUCCAUGUUCCAGACUGCCACAUCGUUCCUGAUGCGUAUCAGACUGGGUGGGAAGGGCUAUGCCCCUGAUACAGAGUGUCCCCUGAACCAGCAUGUCAAGGGGCUCGGGGAUCUCACGGAGUUGGUACAGAAGCUGUUGACUGUCGCAGAAGAGGUUUCAGAUAUCAGGUGUGCAUGUCGCCGCAUCUUAAACGUUGUGAAGAAUCGACUUGUCAAAUGUAAGCUGCUUAAGUUGAGGAAGGAGGAUGUAGAGGUGGUGACUGAGCAACUUUACGACUGCAUCUCACAGAUUGUCGACGACAUCGAGACCAGGACUGCUCACACCCCAGACAAGCCCGCAUCAGAAGGAGGAUCUCUGAUAGGACGACGGACUCUGAGAGUGAUCAAGAUACUGCUGGACAAAAUGGCCAGUACCCAAGGGGGAGACAACUCCUGUGAGAUGUACCUCAGUGACAUGGCACUGAACCCCACCACGCCCACCAGAGUCCCAUGCCUCAUGUCACAGUUCAGGUCCCCUGACAUUGUCGCCAUGGAAGAGGACAGCCCUGACAAGCCUGAUGUCACCCGACUGUCCGACAGGGACUAUGAAGUUCAGCAGAGACUUAACCGGCUGCUUGCCCCAUCCUGUGUCCAGACAGACUUUGAGCUGGCGGCAAUUCAUGCUAUAGAGAGAGAGUUUCCGAGUGCUGAAGUGAAGGGUUGCUUCUUACACUACUGUCAGGCCAUUUGGAGGAAGGUCCAGGAUCUGGGACUUGCUGUUGCUUACAGAGAGGAUCUGGAAAUAUCCAGAUGGAUAGACUUUGGAGCAGCACAGAGGAGCAGAAAGAGAGUGUACAGAGAGAUGGAGCAUCGUUUGUGUCGCCUCAAGGAGCAGCUCAAUCUUGGGCUGAAAACACCAAUGCAGUUCCUUGACGCUGAAAAUUCUGAAGUUGUGUUGCCAUGUGGAGAAAAGUUGACGCGUAAACAGCUCAAUUCUGUCAUUGUGUUUCCAAGUAAAACAGUUGUUCAUGCGUGCCCUGACACGGCCCAGAUCCUGCUGGGAAUGCCACCUGCCAAGAAGCGUGGGACCUGUGCUGCCUUGGACAAGGAGAAUCUCUGUACAAAGCCCCCACUGAAGUCUGAUCAACCAGCCAAGAAGAGAAAGAUCUGUGACAAAGUGAGCAAAAACACGAAGACCACAGAUGACACUUUAUCUCAACCCACUCUGUCUCAACCAAGUUUGUCACAACCAACAGCUGCUCGGAAGAAAAAAGCUCCAGCUUCAAAGAAGGGUUGCCGUCGACAACUCCUGCCUCAGGUCAAGGGUCAACAGAAACUCACAGGGUUCUUUAGAGUUUGAAUGUUAGUAAAGAU
Messenger RNA from Haliotis rubra (blacklip abalone), 2342 nucleotides. RefSeq names its product PCNA-interacting partner-like. Lineage: Eukaryota; Metazoa; Mollusca; Gastropoda; Lepetellida; Haliotidae. The coding region runs from base 31 to 2328 and encodes 765 amino acids. The transcript has 15 exons. The record is from RefSeq and is a predicted model, not a curated record. Gene Ontology annotation, cellular component: chromatin. Gene Ontology annotation, biological process: negative regulation of double-strand break repair via homologous recombination.